This is a messenger RNA of Triticum turgidum subsp. durum (durum wheat), 732 nucleotides long. The record is from the annotation of a GenBank genome assembly. NCBI's taxonomy places the organism in Eukaryota, Viridiplantae, Streptophyta, Magnoliopsida, Poales, Poaceae.
AUGGAUAAAAAGAUCAAAGUGCGCACGGAGUCGAAGGAAGGUCUGCUUCGCAGUAUCAGUUGUUCUUGCCACAAAUUGGAAUGCACAAGCACACCAUGUUCCCACAUAUUUUACAUAUUGGGAAUUUUACAAGAAGAAGCACUGCCCAGAUGUUGUGUUCCCACUAGGUGGACAAUGAGUGCAAAAUGUGCAUUCACAUCGACUAGAAAGAGCGAGAUGUAUGCAUACUCUGCAGCCCUACAAAGGUACCGUAAGCUAAGGAAUUGUAGUCACGCUGCAUGUUUCAAGGCAUGCCACUCUGAUGAGGCGUUUAAGCAUCUAGAAAGGGUUUUGGAAGGUCAAGAUGUUUGCAAGGGAUCAACAAGUGAACAAGCUGAUAGCAAGGGAUCAACAAGUGAACAAGCUGAUAGCAAGGGAUCAACUAAUGCUCAGGGUAACAACAUUAGGUACGGUCCGUUGAUGCCACAAUCGGCUAACCUUGAUGGUGAAGGUUUUGAAAAGGUUCUGGAUCCCGUGCAUGUCCCAGCCCGAGGUGCUUCAAAGAAAAGGCUACAUGCAAAGAUGAAGAAAACAAGAACAAAGGGUAGAUGUAGCUAUUGUCAUGAGGCAGAUGGUCACAAUCGACGAUCUCAAAGAAGAACUAUGAUAGCUACAACAUUGUGCGCACGGUCGGAGAGCAAGUACGUGGACGAUCAACCUGAUGUUGGUGUGUGCAUUGUUGUCUAUGUCUAG